UUCCCACCAUCAAAUCCAUCAAAACUACUUUUAACACAGAUGCUUCAGAUUAGUUCAGUGCUUCAGAACAUUCUAAACAAUCACUGAGGUUUUUAGGCUCAAUGUUCAGUUGGAAAAUGCGUUUUUCUUCUAUUAUAAUAUAAAAUGAUUAAAACAGAAGCUGGUUUAAGUUAUUAUUAUUAUAUUUCAUAUAUUACAUGUCCUAUUACAUUAUACAUGUAUUUCACCUGGAUCCUGAUAGUCUUUGACCGAAGCAUUUUAUGUGUGUGAUGCUUAGAAUGUCUUUGUUCUGGUGGAGAAUAAAUGUCUUUAUACUUAUGACCAGACUUAAAGAUUUCACGCGCUGCUGAUUUUAUCAAUUUGUCUUGUUACUUCCUCAAAAACUCGGCUUCCUCAAAUAGUGAUAUCAUAUAAUGGAGGACAUAUAUGCGAACGUUGAAAACGAUCCGUCUGUUAAGACAAGACCUUUAGGAAUGGAACCAGGGCCCAGGAGCUCAGAGAGAUCACGUCAUGGAGCCGUGGUCCUGGGUCUGGUUCUGCUGAGUGUUCUGCUGCUCGCUGGGCUCAUCUGCCUCGGUGUCCACUACCACGAUGCUGCUGCACAACUCUCCACCAUCAAAGCCAACGUCACUGAUUUAAUGGAGGAAAUAAACCAGCUGAAGACCAACGUCACUGAUCUGAUUGAGGAGAGAAACCAGCUGAACACCAAUGUGAAUGAAAUGCAGAAGCUGCAGCAGAAGAAAGCGUGUCCUGCUGGAUGGAGGAGGUUCGGCUGUUCCUGUUACCUCCUCUCCAGUCAGUUUGGACCUUGGACAGACGGCAGAGACGACUGCAGAAGCAGAGACGCACAUCUGGUGGUGAUCGACUCCAGUAAAGAGCAGAUGUUCGUCUCUACAUUCACCAACCAGGAUGCUUGGAUUGGUUUGAGUGACAGGGACCAGGAGGGGAACUGGACCUGGAUCGAUGGAACUCCACUGACCUCCACCUCAGCUCGGUUCUGGGGAAGGAACCAGCCUGAUAAUACUGGGCCGACUGGUGAUGAGGACUGUGGAGAGAUCAUAGGUUAUGGUGAUUGGUGGAAUGACCUGCGCUGUGAGGCAUCUCGGAAGUGGAUCUGUGAGAAAGAAGCAUGAAGCUGUGGAGUGGCUUUAACUGGAGUCAUAAUCGCUCUGGUCCUUCCAAUUCAUUCACAAACACAUUAUUUCCUGUGUUAAUGAAUGUGAUCAACAUAAAAGCUUGAAGGCAAAACUACUUUUUGCCUUCAAACCAGCUUCAAUACUUAUAGGUUCACUUGCACAAAGCCAGGAAAAAACGUAAAAAAGUAGAAACACCAAAUAUUAAUGUGAUUGAAAUUUGUCUUUUAUUCAAUUUAUUGAAACAUUUAAAUAUAUAACAGCAUCUUCA
Messenger RNA from Betta splendens (Siamese fighting fish), 1404 nucleotides. Its product is annotated as CD209 antigen-like protein C. The record is from RefSeq and is a predicted model, not a curated record. The transcript has 6 exons. The coding region runs from base 414 to 1133 and encodes 239 amino acids. NCBI's taxonomy places the organism in Eukaryota, Metazoa, Chordata, Actinopteri, Anabantiformes, Osphronemidae.